This is a messenger RNA of Linum trigynum, 2289 nucleotides long. The record is from the annotation of a GenBank genome assembly. NCBI's taxonomy places the organism in Eukaryota, Viridiplantae, Streptophyta, Magnoliopsida, Malpighiales, Linaceae.
GUGUGGACAUCCCCUCUUGCCCGUGUUUGCUCUCGCAGAAUGUGGCACGGCCAACCCGGCCACUUGCACGGCCGUGUCGAUCCUCUGCUCUGCCCGUGUGUGCUCCAUUACUUCACACGGCCGUGUGAACAUCAGGACAGCCCGUGUGACCUCCUUUGUGACUUGUCUCGCACCCGAUCUUCACCCAAUCGACCCCGAACUCGCUCCUAAACCUUCAUUCACUUGCCAGGACCUGAAAUAUCACAAACAAGCACAACCUAGCGUGAAAUCGGUCUAAAACACGAGAAACCACCUCUCAAACGGUGUAAGAACAGGGGUGAAAACAUGUGUAACUAACGGUCUAUCAGGAGUCUAGUUCAGAACGCCUUGAUCAGUUGUUCUAGAGAAGGAUACGUCCCUCUAGGCAAUUGACUCAAGAGGGCCUUGUUCCUUUAGUCGAGACUCAAGGUCUAGUCAAGGAUUCUCCGCAUUGUGAAUGAAAGUGAAACAAGUUAGAAAUCAUCAAUCAUUAGUCUGGCUAGUGGCUAGUGGCUAGGGGGAAUCAUACCUAAGUGAGUUCCCAACCUGUAAUUAGAUUAACUUUAACUGUAGUUUGCUAGAGUAAUUUUAGUUCUUUCAUCUUAAUCUGGUUUGCUAAAUAAUAAACUGAAACUGAGUAAUAGUAACUCUAGAGACCCGUGGAUUCGAUAUUUAUCACUUGAGCCACUAUAAUGCAGUCCCUUCCAUUGGCUACACUUGGCCAUUGUUAGGUGUUGUGUCGUAGCGAGUCAAGUUUUUGGCGCCGUUGCCGGGGAAUUUCUAGAGUAUUAGGAAAGGCAGAAGUUUGUUACUUUAGCGUUUUUCUUUUCUUUUCUUUUCCACCCUUGCUUUUCACUUGGGUGUUUUUGUUUCUGUUGGUGCAGAUUUGAAUCAUGGAUCCUCAUGGCUUCUCCAAUCAUUGGGGGUAUCCACCACCAUCUGAGUGGUAUUACUCCGAGACUCCCUGGAGCAAUCAAGGAGGAGAAGACUAUGGAUUCGGGUUCCAAUACCAACCCCCUUACUACAGAGAACAACCAGGCCCCUGGGCAUAUCAAGAACAACCUCAUUACCAAGAAGAAUUUCUCCCACAACUAGAAGGGUCAUCGGCGCUGGAGUUACCCAUGGCGGCCUUCACGGGCCAUUCUGCAGAGCCAUGCUACACUCCACAGCCAGAUCCAAACUAUGAAUUGAGCCUUCUCAUGGAACAGUUUGCUCGAGAUUGUGAGAGAACAUGCUCCAGGAUGGAUCAUUGUGUCCAGGCCUAUCGUGAAACAGAGGAGAUCCUCCUGAGCCUUAAGAAGAGCUUCGAUGAUCUUGAGCGAUUUUUCGCACAACCUGCUCCAGAUCACCCUUCUGCUACCAUACAAGAAGAGGAAGAGGAAGAAGAAGGCUACAAGGACAUAGUGGAGCACACUGAAGUUGUCACAGAGAGCUCCCAUGAUGAUCAUGAUCAGGAAUGUCAUAUCAUAGCCGACCACACCUUCCCGCAUCCCAAACUGAGCUUUGAAGAGGCGGCCAUGAGUGAGAAGAUGCAAGAAGAUCUCAUGAAAGAAAUUGCUUGGCAACUUGCUCUCCAAUCCGUGCUAGAAGAAGAAGAGCAAGAAAGGGUGCAGAAAGAAGUUGUGGAGGAUGACAAAAGUGAAGCAGGAGGAGUUCUUGAUCAUUUCCCAAGGGUGAUUGACACGCCAAAACACAACACCAAUCUGCGACCAAGUGUAAUCGCAGACCGGGAAUGCAGUAACAGGCAAGUUAUAUUAUCAACCCGGGGUCUAGAUCUACUGCUUACUCCGUGAUUCUCUAUUAUCUAGCCAACUAAAGUAAGUGAUUGUUGUCUAAAAACAAAAGCAGAAAGAAAGCAGGAAAUUAUUCGGUUUUCUCAAGCAGGAAAGAGUCACUCGGGAAUGAGUCCCCCUAGCUCCUUAGUUAGGUUUCAAUUGUAUUUCCCUGGGUUGAUUUACUGUUGAUUAGACUGCGGAAGAUCCGACAGUAGCUUGGAAUCUCUUAAGCUGACCAAGCCCUCUCAGUCUAACUAUCCGGCAGACGACUAGUCUUCACCGGGAUAGAAAGCUGAAGCAGUAAGAACAGAACUCCACUACUGGAAUUGGAUUCCAGUACAAAGCAGUAAACUGGCUAACUCUCGUAUAGCCAAUCUCCUACUAUCGAAUGAUGAGACUCUAGCAACCUAAUCAGAUUCUAUCUAUCUCAGAUUGCAGCAGGAAUCAGGAAAAGUUGAUCAGACUUCAAUUGACUCAAUAAACAUGCAUCAUUCGA